Messenger RNA from Arvicanthis niloticus (Nile rat), 3116 nucleotides. The record is from RefSeq and is a predicted model, not a curated record. NCBI's taxonomy places the organism in Eukaryota, Metazoa, Chordata, Mammalia, Rodentia, Muridae.
UCUAUUCUUGUUUCCAUUUUCCAAUCUCGUUUACCACUCUGUCCCUGCAUUUUUCUGUCUCCUACCUUCAUCUCUCUGUCCCUCUGUCUGUAUCUCCCUCCAUUGUUCCCAUUUGCAGAUGUAGCUCAGCAAGAAAACUGAUGGAGUCCACCAGGGCCCAUCAAAUACUGAACUGGCUGAUUCCCUAGGGUUGGGGGUAGCCCUUGCCCCUCAGUAUGGCCAACACCACUGGAGAGCCCGAAGAGGUGAGCGGCACACUCUCCCUGCCAUCAGCAUCGGCUUAUGUGAAGCUAGUGCUGCUGGGACUGAUCAUGUGUGUAAGCCUGGCAGGCAAUGCCAUCUUGUCCCUGCUGGUGCUCAAGGAGCGUGCCCUGCACAAAGCUCCUUACUACUUUCUGCUGGACCUGUGCCUAGCCGAUGGCAUACGCUCUGCCAUCUGCUUCCCCUUUGUACUGGCUUCUGUGCGCCAUGGCUCCUCAUGGACCUUCAGUGCACUCAGCUGUAAGAUUGUGGCCUUUAUGGCUGUGCUCUUUUGCUUCCAUGCGGCCUUCAUGCUGUUCUGCAUCAGCGUCACCCGCUACAUGGCCAUCGCCCACCACCGCUUCUAUGCCAAGCGCAUGACACUCUGGACAUGCGCAGCUGUCAUCUGCAUGGCCUGGACCUUGUCUGUGGCCAUGGCUUUCCCACCUGUCUUUGAUGUGGGCACCUACAAGUUUAUCCGAGAGGAGGACCAAUGCAUCUUUGAGCAUCGCUACUUCAAAGCAAAUGACACACUGGGCUUUAUGCUUAUGUUGGCUGUGCUCAUGGCAGCCACACAUGCUGUCUAUGGCAAGCUGUUACUCUUCGAGUAUCGUCACCGCAAGAUGAAGCCAGUGCAGAUGGUGCCAGCCAUCAGCCAAAACUGGACAUUCCAUGGCCCUGGGGCUACUGGCCAGGCUGCUGCCAACUGGAUCGCUGGCUUUGGCCGUGGGCCCAUGCCACCAACUCUGUUGGGUAUCCGGCAGAAUGGGCAUGCAGCUAGCCGGCGGCUACUGGGCAUGGACGAGGUCAAGGGUGAAAAGCAGCUAGGCCGAAUGUUCUACGCGAUUACACUGCUCUUCUUGCUCCUCUGGUCACCAUACAUUGUGGCCUGCUACUGGCGAGUGUUUGUGAAAGCCUGCGCUGUGCCCCACCGCUACCUGGCCACUGCUGUUUGGAUGAGCUUCGCCCAGGCUGCUGUCAACCCAAUCGUCUGCUUCCUGCUUAACAAGGACCUCAAGAAGUGCCUGAGGACUCAUGCCCCUUGCUGGGGCACAGGAGGUGCCCCAGCUCCCAGAGAACCCUACUGUGUCAUGUGAAACAAGCCAGUAGGUGAUAGGCAGGGGGAAAGUCAUGAUUACCAUACUGGGGCCAGCAGCAGGGGAAGGGUGGGACCCAUACAGAAGCCUUCUUUUUCGAGCUUCAGUCCAGGCUCUCAAACCAUCCAUAACUGAGGCCUUUUGCCAACACCUCCCUAGGGUUGGAAAUGGGGUGAAGAACUGGAAAAGAGGCAUUUCUAGUUUUGUGGGGCUUGUUCCGCAGCCUCCACUACUUCCACAAUCUCCUUUUCCCAUGCCCUCCCUGCCUUCCCUUCCCUCUCCCCUCUCCUAUCUUUCUAAAGUAAUGAUUCAGUAAAUGAAAACAAACUGAAAAUGCAGGGUUUUUAAUAAUAACAGCUGAGGAAACAGGCUUCCUUGCUUAAAUGUCCCCCCUUUUGACAUUGUAAAGAAAUGGGAAAUUUCUCCUGUAAAAUAGAUUCCCAGAGAUCUUGUUGCCUCCUGGGUUCCCAUUCACCCUCCCCUUCCAAAUCUUUAGCAAGACUUGGAUGUUUAGGAAAUAUUGGCUUAAGUCUUCAGACAAGAGGGACCAAAUGGGGUGAUGUAUAACUUGGGAGCAAGGAUGUUUAAAUUGCUAUGUUGUGUGCAAUGUUGUUUUUAGCUAACCUUGAUCCAAAGCCCGAUCCCCAAGCCCUCCCUACCAUGUCCAGACUUCACAGGUGUUUCUUGAGGCUGUUUGAGAAGCCAAGAGCAUACAAAGAAGGGCCUCCAUGAUGUGCCCAGGAUAGAUGAAGAGCAGAAUGGGGGAUGGGCUCCUCAACCAGAGUAUACCAAACUUAGCUACAUUAGCUCCCCUUUCCUCCUAGGAAUAUAUAUCCACUUUAGUCCCCACUAGGGAUGAUGUGGGUAUAUGCUGACAGGGAAAGUCAUCCAUGGAAGUUUAGGGAGAUAGUUGAACUCUCCAGAGUAGCUGGAGUCCAGACCGUGGGGUCAGAGCUAAAUUCAACUCCACAAUUGUUCACUUGGGUUCACACUACUCCCCCUAAAAUGAAAGUUCUUUGGGGACCUUGGUGACCAAUAGUUAUACAAACGUCAAGGGCACUGUGGAAUUGAGUCUAUUCCUGCUUGAACUCUUUCUGUCCCUUUCCUAGCCUCACAGUCCUUGAGCUCCUACUUGCUUGGGCCCCAAGAAUCCUUCCCAGAAGUUUUUUUUUUCUCCAUACACUCUUACCUAUGCCCAAAGUGGAGCAGACUACAUCCAAAUUUCAAAGAUGGAAGGUCCCAAGCUUCUUUUCCAUGGACAAAGACCACCUUGGGCUUACUUCAAGGCCAGUUCUAUAGACUGGUGAGCAAAGUUGGAACUCUUUGCCUAAGUUUGGGGCAAUGAUCUCUCCACCCCCUUUCCUUCUUUAUAAACUCCUGUCCUAAACUCCACCUCUACCCCAAGAUAGGCCCUGAACUGAGGAAGUCUUGACCCAAAAGCAAUGAAGGGGGCACUCUAGGUAGAAGAGAUAUUGAUGACCCUGGUUGUGGAGUGGCCCUGAAAAAGCAAGCCAGAGGAGCUGAGAGGCUGGGAAUGUGUGUUUGGGGUGGGGCUAUUCUCUCAGUGAUGAUGAUAGGAAUGCCUUUCUGAGGGCUGGGGUGCAAAGACCAAGGCGGGAGGGCAAAUAGGGUAGACUCAGGAGGGUUUUCCUCCAUUUCCUUUUUCUAACUGCCUGGAUUCAUCAUUGGAUUUUGUAAAUGGAAAAAGUGAAAUGAACAAUGUUAUAUUGGAUGUUCUCUCUCUCUCUCUCUCUCUCUCUCUCUCUCUGUGUGUGUGUG